Messenger RNA from Malaclemys terrapin pileata, 1659 nucleotides. RefSeq names its product MORN repeat containing 3 (gene MORN3). The record is from RefSeq and is a predicted model, not a curated record. Bases 135 to 851 code for a protein of 238 amino acids. The transcript is spliced from 6 exons. Lineage: Eukaryota; Metazoa; Chordata; Testudines; Emydidae.
GAGUUGCUAUGGCUACCCCAGCAGGGGUGGGAAAGUUGUGUGCACAGGCUGUACACAGCUCACGCUGCUAGCGCUACAUUUCACCAGAGCUCCCCAGAUUGCCUCUGCAGCAAAAACAAAGAGCUAAGAACAAUAUGCCCAUUGUAAAAUAUCCUAGGACCGUAGAGCCUCUCUGGACUGAAUGGGACAGGAAAGCACAGAAAUGUGGAUUAAGACAUACAAUUUAUGCUGUCAAUAGGGAUCACUAUACUGGAGAAUGGUUGGACAAUUUGAAGCAUGGUAAAGGUACACAGACCUGGAAAAGUACAGGCGCAAUAUAUAAUGGUGACUGGAAGUUUGGAAAACGGGAUGGAUAUGGAACAUACAGCAUUCCUGACCCUGUAACUAAAGAAUACAAGAAAGUGUAUUCAGGCUGGUGGAAAAAUGACAAAAAAUGUGGCUAUGGAAUUAAGUUUUACUCGGACAUGGAAUAUUAUGAAGGGGAAUGGAGUGGCGGGAAAAGAAGCGGCUGGGGCAGAAUGUACUACAAGGAUGGAUCCAUUUAUGAAGGACAAUGGUUGGAAGACCAACACAGUGGCCAAGGAAUGCUUCGCUUAACAAAUGAAAAUCGGUAUGAAGGAAUGUGGAAAGAGGGAAAGAAACAUGGCCUAGGAAAGUUUUUCUACCUGAAUAAAGGCCAGUUGUUUGAAGGUUUCUGGGUAGCAGAUAUUCCAAAGUGUGGAACUAUGAUUGACUUUGGACGAGAAGAAGCUCCUACUCCUACGCAGUAUCCAAUACCCAAGAUUGAACUGGCCAAUCCAGAUGAUGUUUUAGAAGAGGCCCAGGCAAUGCUUGAUGACAGCCAAGAAUGAGAAAAGGCUACUGAUAAAGAUAUGAGAAAAGAACACAAGACUCAUUGUUACUUCUUCAUUUGAAUCAUCUUUCUAGAUCCAUGGUAUAUGAGACGGUGUGUUUUGUAAAGCCAAGAAGAAGCACCCAAACCCACUUUGGUCUCAAGAAAUUAAUUAGCUCCUCAAAACUGCCACAAUGUAUACUUCAUUCUGAAUUUCUAUUCGGAAGGGAUCCAUUUUACUCAGGAGUUUGGAAGCUGAGGAGGCCUUAUAGGAAGAAAUAAUUCUGUCCAUAUAUAAAUUAAAAGUAGGUGUUGACCUCCUUUGACACUAUAUUCUAGAAAACCUAUGUCUGAUUGUAAACCAAUUUCCAGGCUGUUUUAAUACCAGAUGGCCAUGGUCAAGUGGUCUGAAAGCCAAGCACACACUAGCCAUACUUUCAAGUUCUAGUCACAAGAAUUAAAGUAAUGGCACUCUGAAUUAAAGUAAUUCUGGAAGGUCUGUAUUUUUAUUUUCUUCAAACCAUAGCACUAACUCAAUGUAAGGCUAGUGCUACUGUUCAAAUUAAAAACAGACUAGUACAGAUGGGUCAAUGGAGAUACGUGCUGGCAUAGAUGUCAGCCUGGUAUUACAGAAAGAGGUGCAUUCUGCUGGUGGCUGUAGUUAGGGUUUUUAUAUGGGCUUGCUUGACCUUGCCUUCUAUACAUCCCAAGAGUAUUAAUUUAGUUUACAAAUUUCUGUACAUAGGGGUAGCUUUAUUGGAACUAAGAAUCAUUUUCAUGCUGCACUGAACACCAUUUAAAAAAAUUAAAUGAAAAUGUGAGAUGGA